AUAUCGUACAAGUGCGUGAUUGAUGGUGGGGGGUAUAUGAAGAGCGGGGUAGCGGGGGGAAUGUCGUGUACGUAUGUGAUAUGGGUUGAGCAGAGGUGUAUAGAUGUAUAUGGGUUGUGCAACGGGCUUCGCGGGAUGUGCCAUCAGGUAUAGGAGGGAUGUGCUAGCAGGAUGCGAUUCCAGAACUCUCUUUUUUAUCCUACUAUCAAAGACAGAGACUACGCCUCUAAAAGUUAUAUAUGAUGAAGAAAUAGUUAGGUAUGGGUAAUUUAUAAUGUAUUUUAAAAUUGUGAAAUGCAAACAAUAUUUUUAUGAAACAUAAAUUUGAUAGGAAUCCGGAUGCGGCUUUAGUGUAUAGUUGGCCUACAGCGGAGUCUUCCAUGCGGCAGUCGCGAAGAAGUGUUUGUCCAGCAGUACCAUCCACAUUACGCGAGUUAGGGGAAUACUUGGAUAUGAAUACUGAUAGGUAUCAAUGCAACAACUAUAAUUUUUACCAGGAAUGGAUAGUGGACAAUGAUGGAAAGUAUAGCGUGAUGUUUGCGUGCCAAGAAAUCAUUAGUGCUGUAGUGCAUCAGGGGGCCACGGAACUACACGCCGAUGCAACGUUCAAAGUAGUGCCGUCAAUGCCUCAUUGUAGACAACUGUUUAUGUUGCAUUUGAUCCUGCAAAAUCACGUAAAAAAUAAUUAUUAA
This is a messenger RNA of Metopolophium dirhodum (rose-grain aphid), 692 nucleotides long. RefSeq lists its product as uncharacterized. The coding region runs from base 312 to 692 and encodes 126 amino acids. The record is from RefSeq and is a predicted model, not a curated record. NCBI's taxonomy places the organism in Eukaryota, Metazoa, Arthropoda, Insecta, Hemiptera, Aphididae. The transcript has 2 exons.